Molecule: messenger RNA, 2524 nt
Organism: Momordica charantia (bitter melon)
Lineage: Eukaryota; Viridiplantae; Streptophyta; Magnoliopsida; Cucurbitales; Cucurbitaceae
Source: RefSeq, a predicted model, not a curated record
ACUGAUGUUAAAAAUGUUAAAACAAAUUCCUCCAACAUAGUCGAUGAAAGAAGUAACUUUUUUUUUUCACAACACAGUAAAAUAAUAGACACACAAUAAUGUAUGUAUGUUUUUUAUGAGCUACCAUUGCUAACCAUUUUUUUUGCUAGUGGGCCCCGCUAGACAUUUUAAAACUUGCACACACAAAAGGUGAUGUUUGGUUUGAAAUGGCAGCCUUUUCAUUUCCCAGAUUGUUGAGUUUGGUGAAGAAAAAGUGAAAUGAGUGACAUUCAAGAAACCAGAGAACAAUUUUUAACUCAAAUCUGGAAAAAAGUUGUAAGGCAUUAUAAAGGCUCAAAUAGUAGUUGAACCUGUAACUUCGUUGGCAAUGGAUGAAAUGGAAGGCACUAGGAAGCUUCUUGCAGCUAGGCAGCUCUUGAAAACCAGCCUUGAAAAGUCGAGAGACGUUGCAUCUGCACUGGCCAAUGGUGGACCAAGAUUGAGAGACGUGGCUCAAAGACUCACAAGUUUGGAAACCAAGCUCGUUCAGAUUCAGAAGUGCAGCUCUUUCGCUGUCGGAGCCCAGAUAGAUCACACCAUUGGACUUGCAGCCGCGCUUCUUAAUGUUCUCAACACUGUUUCUGAACUUCAGAAGUCACUCAUGACUGAUUCUUGUUCUCAUCUCUCCGUUUACCUCUCUGUUAUGAAACAGUUUGAAGAAGCACUUAAAUUUCUUUCUGAUAACUGCAGUCUUACAAUUCAGUGGUUGGAGGGAAUUGUUCGAUUCGUUGAAGACAAUGGAGCAGUCACUGAUGAGUGUCUUCUCAAUGUCAAAAACUCAUUGAUAGUUCUUCGGGAGUUGCAGGCUGUUGAGGAUAAUGCUCGUGUUGAUGGAGGGCCUCUUAGUUUUGCAUUGAACAAGCUUGAAUUCGAAUUCAGGAAGUUAUUGAGAGAUCACAGUGUUUCGCUUCAUCUGGGUCCUGUGUUGUUGACCAAUGAAAGCCAAGCCUUCAUCGGUUCCUCACCAAAAUCUGUAGUUGAAGAACUGAAGUUGAUUCUUACUAGACUGAAAGCCAACAAUCGGAUCAAUAAUUGCAUAUCAAUAUAUGUUGAAUUUCGGAGUUUAAAUGUUGGGCAAAGUUUACAAACUCUUGGUUUGGAUUAUCUCGAGACGUCAAUCGAUGACUUGAGCAAUAUGCAAAGCAUUGAAGAUCAUAUAAACCGAUGGAGCAAGCAUCUUGAGCUUGCUGUUAAGGAUUUAUAUGAGCCUGAAUAUAAACUCUGCAAUGACAUAUUCGAGACAAUUGAAACCGACGUCAGGAUCAAAUGUUUCACUAGGAUUGUGUCACAAUCCGGCUUUCUUUCUCUCCUCCAAUUUGGGAUAAAAGUUGCCCAAACCAAGAAGGACCCCAUCAAGCUCCUAAACCUACUAGACAUUUUCUUGGUUCUAGACAACUUAAGGACAGACAUGAACAAGCUGUUCGGUGGGAAAGCUUGCACAGAGAUUCAAGCUACAACAAGGGAUCUCGUAAAACAAGUCGUAAAUGGAGUAUGUGAGGUUUUCUCGGAACUUCCAAUUCAAGUUGAAUUGCAAAGACAGAGUUGUCCUCCAGUAGAUGGCGACGUUCCAAGUUUGGUAAGCUUUGUCACUGAUUACUGCAACAAACUGCUUGGAAACCAUUACAAACCAAUCCUAAACCAGGUUCUAAUCAUCCAUCAAAGCUGGAAUCACGAGACGUAUCAGGAGGACCUUCCGCAGAACCAGAUUUACAUGAUCAUAAAAGAACUUGCUCUAAAUCUAGAUGCAUGGGCAAAGGCCUACCAAGAUAUCUCAAAGUCCUACUACUUCAUGAUGAACAACCACUGCCAUUUUAGCAAUCUGAAAGGUACGAAACUGGGUGAAAUGAUGGGGGAUGAUUGGUUAGACGCACACAACCAAUACAAGGAAUAUUACGCAGCGCUUUACCUGAAAGAAAGCUGGGGAGAGCUUCUAAGUCUUGUAAAUCAGAAGGGUCAGCUUCCAUUUGAAGGUGAGAGAGCGGAAUAUAACGAUCUGUUGAAGAAAAGGCUAAGGAAGUUCUCUGAGGCAUUUGAACAAACAUGUAAGAGGCAAUCAAAGUGGGUAAUAUCAGAUGAGAGCUUGAGAGAGAGAAUUUGCCUGCUUUUAGUGCAGGCAAUUGUGCCUGUUUAUAUGAAGAAUUUCGAGGCUUUGGUAGAACAAGAUCGAAGCGCUGCUAAAUACUUGAAGUACACUGCAGAGAGUAUGGGGAGUAUGAUUAGCUCUCUGUUUCGACCAGUGUUGAGUGAGCAAAGAAGCAGUGGUCACAGCCAUGGCCAUGGCCGCUUCAUUGGCAAAAUUAAGAGCCUUGUGACCAAUCAAUUUCGUUUUUCUGUCACUGCUCUGUGACUUUAUCUCUUCUCAUCACCGCUCGUUAAUUUGUGCAAUUUACAUAAACCACCCCUAAUUAUAGUUAAUUAAUGUAAAUCACCACCAUUGCACAAUAAUUUUUUGUAUAUAUAUACACGCACGAACGUAAAAUAUAUA